UAGAAAAAUUCCCCAUCACGAGCACCACCGCUCACAGUGAAGUCAGCCAUGGCCCUCGCCCUCGCCACGACCCCACUCGCGCACCUCGCCCUCGCCCCGCCUCCGAUCUCCGCCUCCCAGUCCUCGCUGCUGCUGCUCCCGCGCCGCCCGUCGCCCGCCCCCGUCUCCAUCUCCCUACGUUCCCGCCUCGUCGCGGCCGUCGCAACCAAGGAACCAGAGCUCGGCGACGGCGGAUCAGAAGGCGGCGACGGUGCAGGUGGCAGCGGAGGCGGCGGCGGCGGCGGUGACGGUGACCCGAGGGAAGGAGGUCCAGAAGGGGAAGGGGAGGGGGAGGAAGAGAAGAUGGGGCAGGGGCUAUCCAUGUCGCAGAAGCUCACUCUCGCCUACGCCGCGCUCGUUGGAGCUGGUGGUGUGAUGGGAUACAUGAAGAGUGGAAGCCAGAAAUCCUUGGCUGCAGGAGGCAUAUCAGCCCUCAUUCUGUACUUCGUCCACACUCAACUCCCAGUGAGGCCUGUCUUUGCGUCAUCAAUUGGUUUAGGUAUAUCGGCCGCGCUACUGUCAGUGAUGGGGUCUCGCUUCAAGAAGUCCGGGAAGAUAUUCCCAGCCGGUGUCGUGUCCCUUGUAUCCCUGGUCAUGGUCGGAGGCUACUUCCACGGGAUCUUGCGUAGCUCCCAUGCUUGAUACAAUCCGUUGCAGUCACACCAUCUGCACUUCACAUUGCCAUCUUUAUCGUGUUUUCUGUUUCAUGCACUUUGGCACCCCUUUGGUGUUUAGAAUCUGAAGGAACUGUUUCACUUCUUGGUGGGUGUUCUAUUAGUGUGCCCGUCUUCAAGUUUAGUCCAUGUGCUGUGCGUUGUGCGUCUGUGGGACAAAUAACCAUGUGAGCUGUAGUGGUGAAAGACGACCAUUCAUGUACUUGCAAUGUUUUUUGUGCU
Molecule: messenger RNA, 935 nt
Organism: Setaria italica (foxtail millet)
Lineage: Eukaryota; Viridiplantae; Streptophyta; Magnoliopsida; Poales; Poaceae
Product: protein FATTY ACID EXPORT 7
Exons: 3
Coding region: 49-681 (210 amino acids)
Cellular component (GO): membrane
Source: RefSeq, a predicted model, not a curated record